Molecule: messenger RNA, 1590 nt
Organism: Drosophila eugracilis
Lineage: Eukaryota; Metazoa; Arthropoda; Insecta; Diptera; Drosophilidae
Product: MAPK regulated corepressor interacting protein 2
Exons: 4
Coding region: 400-924 (174 amino acids)
Source: RefSeq, a predicted model, not a curated record
AUGCGAUUUGAAUGGAGCUCUUGCAUUGGAGCUUCGACCGCCGCAUAGAAACGUUAUAAAACACACUGCUUUCCAGGAGCAAUUGUCGGUGAUUUAGAUCGAAAUUAAUUGAAAAUUUGCGGUGCCCAUAAAUCAAAAGAGCGCGGAAUUGGAAUCGGCAUCGGAAUCAUCAUACAAGUGUAUUGUGUAACCUUUCGAGACGAUGACAAUAGACCAAAAGAAGGCGACGCGGGUGGGUUGCCUUUGAUCAUAUGAUUGCAAAAAGUGGAAGAAAACCUAAAAAAAACAUAGCAGUCCGCAAAACAUUUCGUUUGCCAGAAACGAAAACAACAUUACGAAAAUCGAAAGGACAAAAUAUAUACAACAUAUUUUGCCCUGGUAUUGUUCAAUAUCUCCACCAUGUACACAAUCAACAAGGGACCCAGCAAAAUCGUUGCUAAAACGCGUCGCGGCCUGGCACAAAAUUUUGAAAAAUUUGAAAGCAUCAAGGAGAGCGGCCGAAAGAACGCCAGUUUUGAUCUGAACAGUCCCGAGGAGCACAAAAACAUACCGCGUCCGGUGUUUCAACAGAGCUUCGCCUCCAAGCGGAUAACGCCGACCAAACUGAUCGAGGAUGAGGUGAUAACGCCGCAGCAUGAGGAAAUUAUACGUUACAUAAAUGAUUCCUGGAACAUGCUGGUAGCAAAGAAUCCCUACGACUCAAGCGCAACCGCCAAGCCCGUCGAUAAACCGGUGGCAGAUGCCAACAACAACAACGCGGCCAGCCCGGUGGAGAGCAUCAUCGCCAAUACGCCGGUACACGCAUCCUCGACAGCAACUGUUUGGGUGGAGCCGCCGAGUCCAGUGCUGCAGGACUUCAAGCCGUUCGAUCUGGAAUCGUGGUGGGGACGUCGCCUGUUCCAAAAUAUUACCAAGAGCCUCUAAAAAGGAUCCAGCGAUCAAAAGAGAGAAAUAGCCUGCUCUUUGGUAAUUCCUAGAUAGCCAGUGCUUCCUUUUGUACAUGGACAUAGGCAAAAUCACACUAGAUGAUAAAUAGAUUGAUGAUAUCUGUAGACGAGGUGAGAUGAGAAACUUGCUUAGUUUUCGGUUAGUGGCUAAGUAAAUAUCACUUUGGAAGUUAGUAGUUAGGUAGCCUAUGCUGUGGAAAGUCAAGGAUUAGUUUCUGCUUUUUUAAUACGCGUGUAAAUGAAGUAAAUUAAGAGUCGUCGCCGUUGGCCAAUGUAAAUAAUACGAUUUCUGAUUUGCACUUAAGAAUGUGUUAUAGAGUUGUAAGAAACGUAUCAUCUGGUUUGCUUGCCAGUUUUUAAAAUCAACACUCUUGUGAAUUGUAUAAAUAAUAAGGUUCAGAUUGACAUCAAAUUUAUAAAUCCAUUUUGGUUUCACUCAUUGUUGUAAUUCAGCUCACAAUAAUUGCCUGUAUAUAUAUUAAAAAAAAUUUGAUUUUACUUUGUGAACUCUAGUUAAGAUUUAGUAAUAUCCAAAGUAGAAAUUGGUUGAGCUGAUUUCUCGCCUCUGGCAUCGCAUGUAUUUAGUUUCUCAUUCUAGAUUGUUCUAUGUUUAGCAUAAAUAAAAAAUUCAGCAUGCAAAUAA